GCAGAGGGUUCGCUGCGUUCGGACUUCUAUGGAAUGGUGCUGUGCUGUGGGGAGCACGCUCUGCUGACGUUGUUUGAAGCACUGUGUUGUUAUAAACUGCAAACGAAUGCUGCUGUGGACCACUUACCAUGGCUGCUUGUUUUCGCUCCUGUUUUCGCGCUCAGUCUGCUCUCCGUGGUUGUCGCUAUCUGGGCAAUCAGGAACGAUAAGUGCUUUGAGUUGGAACUUUUCUUCUCCAUGAACAUUGUACAGUUCGUUUUUGUGGCAUUUAAAUUGGACGGUGUGUUGGACUGGCAUUGGACGAUCGUAUUCAUCCCAUUGUGGGUUGUGCUCUCACUGAGCGUCGUUGGAGUGCUCUAUGCGUUUGUGCUGGCAGUGGUGCUUGCGCGGUCGGUUCACAUGUUAGCUUCUCAGCGAAGGCAGCAUCUCUACGCAGCAGUUUGCCAUACCUUGCUCGUUAUACCGAUUAUCGUCUUUCUUCUGCUUCUCACUGGAAAGCUUGACGCGGUUACGUGGUCGGAUAGUGAGCCGAUUACGCAAAUCCCGUACAGCGUGGUGUGCGCUCCGUUGAAUUUGGCCUUGCUUUGUUUGGUGUUGAUGUCGUUCGGUUCGCGCGGUGGCAAUCCAUGGUGGUUUGCAAUGCGAGCACCUUUUUGUACAUUUUUAUUUGAAGCUUGCCCAUGCUUAAAACAGUAUGCCAACGUAAGCUAUAAAUUCCGCUCAUCUUCACAGCGGCAGGACAUUAUGGAAAGUGUCGAGCGACAAAGUCUGCAUUCCGACCAUUCGAUCAAGUUCCCGUUACGCCCCGUUGUACCAAUACGUUCGAUUGAAAGUCCUGACUAG
Molecule: messenger RNA, 843 nt
Organism: Gongylonema pulchrum
Lineage: Eukaryota; Metazoa; Nematoda; Chromadorea; Rhabditida; Gongylonematidae
Source: the annotation of a GenBank genome assembly